Molecule: messenger RNA, 731 nt
Organism: Arachis duranensis
Lineage: Eukaryota; Viridiplantae; Streptophyta; Magnoliopsida; Fabales; Fabaceae
Product: 40S ribosomal protein S14
Exons: 6
Coding region: 114-566 (150 amino acids)
Biological process (GO): translation; ribosomal small subunit assembly; maturation of SSU-rRNA from tricistronic rRNA transcript (SSU-rRNA, 5.8S rRNA, LSU-rRNA)
Cellular component (GO): cytosolic small ribosomal subunit; ribosome
Molecular function (GO): mRNA 5'-UTR binding; structural constituent of ribosome; small ribosomal subunit rRNA binding
Source: RefSeq, a predicted model, not a curated record
AUUGAACCAUAUAUAUUGGCAAACAAUUUUUCAGCUACUCAGGAACUCUCUCAAGCCUCGACUCCAAAACCUAGCAGCAGCAGCAGCAGCUUCAAAUCCUUCGGCCAUCAGCUAUGUCUAGGAGAAAGGUUAGAGAGCCCAAGGAAGAAACUGUCACUCUUGGCCCUGCUGUUAGAGAGGGUGAACAUGUUUUUGGUGUGGCUCGCAUCUUUGCAUCAUUUAAUGACACCUUUAUUCAUGUGACUGAUUUGUCUGGAAGGGAAACCCUUGUCCGCAUCACCGGUGGAAUGAAGGUUAAAGCUGACAGAGAUGAGUCAUCCCCAUAUGCUGCUAUGCUUGCAGCACAAGAUGUUGCUGCUAGAUGCAAGGAGCUGGGAAUAACUGCCCUUCAUAUCAAGCUCCGAGCCACUGGUGGAAACAAGACAAAAACACCUGGCCCUGGUGCUCAGUCUGCCCUCCGUGCCCUGGCUCGGUCUGGAAUGAAAAUUGGCCGUAUAGAGGAUGUGACCCCGAUUCCUUCAGAUAGCACUCGCAGAAAGAGUGGUAGAAGGGGUAGAAGGCUUUAAGCUCACUUUGGCUUGCAGGAGCCUCUUUUUUGUCAUUUUAUUUUGUUCGUAUUGGAAAACAGUAGUGGCAUCUUAAAAUUUAGAUGAAGUUGAAUUUCAAUUUUCUCAUAUUGUACUUUUUGGCAUGUCAUGUCCGACUGUUUUAAUUGAGUUAAUUUAGAAUUA